Molecule: messenger RNA, 458 nt
Organism: Thamnophis sirtalis
Lineage: Eukaryota; Metazoa; Chordata; Lepidosauria; Squamata; Natricidae
Source: RefSeq, a predicted model, not a curated record
AUGAUCCUGAUUGACUUGGGUGAUGACCAAGCUGUGGGUCAUUGGUGUGAUAGAGAGGCUGGACUAGUGGGACCUUCCCAAAGAGCCCUUAGAGAAGCCAAGGAACAGAAAGUGCAUUCUGCUGUUAAUGCACGAGAUUCAACCAAAGACACAGCAAAACAGAUGAGCAAGAAAUAUCCAAAGGAUUCAGAAUUUCCUGAAGGUAUCCAAGUAAAUCCAUACCUUGCUUGUGCAAAAAAAUGUGUGCGGCCAUUGAAGUCUGGAGUAUAUAAACUGUGCAACACGUUGAAAGUUCAUGAUUUGGCAGUGACCUGCUUGGCUUUACAUCCAAGGAAAGAUAUUGUUGUCACUGGAAGCGAUGAUCGCUUGUGGAAAAUGUGGGCCUUUCCUAAUGGGAACAUUAUUGUGAAGGGUGAAGGUCACACAGAUUGGCUUUCUGGAUGCUGCUUCCAUCCAGG